UUAAAAUACAGAUCAGACAGCAGCAUCAUUCUCCAAUGAGAGCGAUAAAUGAUUCUAUCUAAACAUUUAUUGGCUCUUUGUGUCAUGUGAUGUGAACAAAACUUUUCCCACACAAACGUUAGCCACCUAGCAUUGCUUCUGAUCGGUAUCAGUUUGAUAUCCUCGUUAGGGUCCAUUUUUAUUGUUUACGAUGAAACGUAAAAUAACAGAUGUUUUUGGCACAAUGCCACCAAAAGUGAAGGGAAUUUCGGCUGCAGAUAUUCCACCUGUGGUUUAAUGUUAUUUAACCCAUGGGGAUGCUUCAGCAGAUGGGUCUGCUGCUUCCCCUGGCUUGUUUGUCGCUACAGCAGACAUGGAGGAUAACCCUGGGUGUGCCGCUGCUGCCUCGGCUGUCCAUACUAUAUCUGCCGCUCCUCCAGAAAAAUGUUUACCGCCUUCUGGCCCGACUGUAUAAUCCUCCAUUGCUCCAGAGCUCCCAGCUUCCACAUCUUCUUCUUCUACAAGCCAGGCAGAGGUUCACUGCUCCAGCGACUGUUGCAGGGAUCUGACAAAGUCUCACCAACCAGACGACCCAGCAAUUCUCUCUGGGACAAGACGGGUACAAGGUGUAACACAGAACAGCCGGUUUGUUCAACCACAGUGGUUUAAAGAUUUCAAGUGGCUAACGCUGGUCCAACGCGGGCAAAAAUAUUCUGCACUCAGUGUCGCCUUUAGUCCAUUAAAGGACUGGGUUUGGGAUGAAGCAAAACUAAUGAAAACGCUUUCUCUGUGCUUGGAUUCCAAAACUGGAAAAAUGCUGUGUGCUCUUUUCGAAAACAUGAAAGCAGCAAAUAUCAUAGAGAGGUUGUAGUUUAUUACAACAUGUAUUCAUCCCAAGAGCAGACUAUUUGGUCCCAGCUUGACGCCCAGCUCAAAGUUAAACAACAGCACAGACGCAACAUGCUGGUUAAGGAGAUAACUUCCAUCAUGUAUCUCAUGGGUCAGGACAUGGUACUAGAUAGUAAUAAUCCAACAAACAGCAACCUUUACAAGCUGUUGGAAUUACGCACACAGGGUUGUCCUGAAAUGUACCAGUGGUUGGCAGACAGAAACUAUAUGAGCCAUGACAUAAUAAAUGAACUGAUUAAUUCAGUUUCUCAUUCAGUAUUGUCACAGAUUAUUUCACCUAUUCGUGGGGAGUUUUAUGCAAUAUUAGCAGAUGAAACGAGAGACAUUUCAAACAAAGAGCAGUUAGUGGUUCUUUUCCUCUGGGUUGACGACAGUUUUGUCCCUCACCAGGACUUUGUUGGCCUAUUCGACUUGCCGCAGGCUGACGCCUCCACCAUCCUCACUGCACUAAACGAUGUUCUUGUCCGCUGCAACAUUUUGCCCAGUAUGUGCCGUGGACCGGCAUAUGAUGGGGCAGCAAGUAUAUCUGGACAUUUGAAUGGAGUUGCAGCAAGCUUCAAACGGGACAAUCCGGCAGCUGUUUAUGUGCAUUGUCUUAAUUUAUGUUUGCAAGAAACAGGAAAAAAAUUUAAAGUCAUGAGAGAUGCGCUGGAUUUUGUGCUAGAAGUUGCACAUAUUGUGAAACAAUCUCCCAAACAGAGCCACAAGUUUCAAGUCUUAAAACAUGAAAUGGCCCCCGGUAAUAGUAACCUGCGCACUCUUUGCCCAACGAGAUGGACAGUGCGCACAGGUGCAGUGAAAUCUGGCCUUGAUAACUACGCUUUACUUUCCACAUUGAUGACUGAAAUAAAUGAAGAAUCAUACAGCGAUGAAGCUGGGGGAAUUUUGGCUGCGCUGGACAAAUUUAGCACAUUUUAUGGUUUGCAUCUGGUGCUCAUGUGUUUUUCUCCAACUGAGCAGCUGUCUAGAACCUUACAGACUGUAAACAUAUCAUUACAGGAUGCACAAAAGGCUGUAGCUUUGACGAGGAACUUAAUUCAGGGAAAGAGGUCAGAUCACGUUUUUGAGGAGUUUUACCAAAACGUUUUGAAACACUCGCAAGGUCUCACAGACGCCCCAGUGUUGCCCCGGUAACAGAAACGCCAUACUAGACUAGAUUCAGGAAGAGAGUCUGCACACACAUUCCAGAACCCAGUGGAUUAUUAUAGAAAAAUAUACUUUGAGCUCCUGGAUCUACUUGAUGGUGAAUUGGAGCGGCGUUUUGAACAGAGAGACUUGCAUGUCCCAGCUGCUCUGGAGCACAUGAUUAUUUCUGCCACUAAAAAAGAGACUCCAUCUUUCCCUUCUCUAAUAAUGGAUCUCUACAACAGUGAUUUUGACAGUGACACUCUCCGUGCGCAGCUGGGAAUGUUGCCGGGCGUGAUUCAGACUUCUGGGAUUGAGCGAGGCCCAACAAUAGCCUCAGUAGCGUCGGCAAUGAAUGCCACUCCUGUGGCAAAAAAUCUACUCCCAGAGGUGCACAAACUGUUGAAAUUAUUCUACACCAUCCCUGUGUCCGCUGCCAGAGCUGAGAGGUGUUUCUAAUCCCUUCAUCGUAUCAAGACGUAUUUAAGAUCAACAAUGACCCAGAGAAGACUGAAUAGCUUGAUGCGCGCCCACACACACAGGGAGGUUUUGACCACAGUGGAUGCUUUGAGGAUAGCCAGAGACUUUAUCCAGCAUAAUGACAGACGGAGACACUUCUUCGG
Girardinichthys multiradiatus is the source of this 2636-nucleotide messenger RNA. Its product is annotated as zinc finger MYM-type protein 1-like. The record is from RefSeq and is a predicted model, not a curated record. The transcript has 2 exons. NCBI's taxonomy places the organism in Eukaryota, Metazoa, Chordata, Actinopteri, Cyprinodontiformes, Goodeidae. The coding region runs from base 862 to 2022 and encodes 386 amino acids.